Molecule: messenger RNA, 990 nt
Organism: Python bivittatus (Burmese python)
Lineage: Eukaryota; Metazoa; Chordata; Lepidosauria; Squamata; Pythonidae
Product: olfactory receptor 5G3-like
Biological process (GO): G protein-coupled receptor signaling pathway
Cellular component (GO): membrane
Molecular function (GO): G protein-coupled receptor activity; olfactory receptor activity
Source: RefSeq, a predicted model, not a curated record
AUGAUGCCAGAUACAGAAAAAGGAAAUCAGACAGGAAUUACAGAAUUCAUCCUUCUGGGUUUUGGGACUUUCCCUAAAGUGCAGCUUCUUCUUUUCUGGUUCUUCUUGGUGAUUUAUCUGAUGACACUAAUUGGAAACCUUCUCAUCUUUCUGCUAGUUGUGGCUGAUCAGCACCUUCACACCCCAAUGUACUUCUUCCUGGGACAUUUGUCUUCUCUGGAUGCUUGCUAUAGCUCUACCAUCUUGCCAAAGCUGUUGGCUAGCCUGCUGACUGGUGAGAGAACUAUUACCAUACAUGGAUGCCUAGCCCAAUAUUAUUUCUUUGGGCUUUGUGCAGGUACAGAAACCUAUCUUUUGGCUGCCAUGUCUUAUGACCGCUAUUUGGCAAUUUGUAAGCCUUUGCUCUAUGCUUCUGCUAUGAAUAGGAAAUUCUGUUUCCAGCUUAUCGCUGGGACGUGUGUAAAUAGUUUAACAUUUAACAUAAUGCUGGUGGCUCUCCUGGCUCAGUUAUCCUUCUGUGGCCCUAACGUCAUAGACCAUUAUUUUUGUGACUUCUAUCCACUGAAGAAACUGUCCUGUACUGAUACAGGUCUCCUUGAAAUUAUCACUUUUCUCAUGAGUUUUAUUUUUGCAAUUCCUCCCUUUUUGUUGACCCUCAUCUCUUAUAUCUGCAUCAUUGUCACCAUUAUCAAAAUCAAAUCCACCAUUGGAAGGCAAAAAGCCUUUUCAACCUGCUCCUCUCACCUCAUGGUAGUUUGUCUCUAUUAUGGCACAAUAAUCAUUGUCUAUGUGUUGCCAGACUCCCCCACUCUGAGACAUCUCAAUAAAAUAUUCUCCAUUUUCUAUACAGUGAUGACACCUUUGAUCAAUCCCCUAAUCUAUACUUUAAGAAAUAAAGAAGUCCACAAAGCCCUAAAAAGACUUUGUGGUAACAUGAUCUUUGGCAGAAGUCACUUGAAAGUAUCAAUUUCUUUUCAAUUUAUUAGCUAG